AAGACUUAAUCAAAACAAUAGUGACAAGAUAUUAUACUCCGAUGGAAAUAGAAUUAAAUUAAUGAUGCGAAUAAGGUUUACGAGUCCCCAAAAUAUUACGUGAAUAUAUUUGUGGUGGGGGCGGAGAGUAUUAUGAUACUCGAGUUGACAGCCAACUUAAAAUAGAAUCGUGAAGAUUCCUGAGAAGUGAUCUUUAUUUAGUCUAUAAAUAUUGUGGUAAAACUAUAUUUAAUGACCGCGUAACGUUUCCUCGUUUGUGUGGAAAAAGUUUAACGAGGUGAACCACUACCACAAUUCCUUUACCUUUGAUGACUUUGUGUUAAAUAACAUUUAAAGAUCAUUCUUUAAUCGAGAUUGCUCAUGAAGAGUUGCAAAAUGGUGGAGCAAGUAAAGGCGGCGGCCGCUGCUGCAGCUACGUCGGAGGGCGAAGCAGAUGGGGAACUGUCCCCGUUACCGGUGCCGGGCGGGCAACUGCCGCGGCGAAGAGGUGGCAUCAGCGCCGAGCCAGUCACUGAGGAGGAUGCAACUAGCUACGUCAAGAAGGUGGUGCCAAAAGACUAUAAGACUAUGGGGGCCUUGUCGAGAGCAAUCGCCUCCAACGUGCUAUUUACACACCUAGAUGAAUCCGAACGAGCAGACAUGUUUGAUGCAAUGUUUCCAGUUCAAUGUCUACAAAGCGAAACUGUGAUCCAACAGGGAGACGAAGGAGAUAAUUUUUAUAUUAUUGAUUCUGGGGAAGUAGAGGUACUAGUGAACGGCGAGCCGGUAACUACGAUAGGUGAGGGUGGCAGCUUCGGCGAGUUGGCGCUGAUCUACGGUACACCGCGCGCCGCAACGGUGCGUGCGCGCACGCCUUUGAAGCUGUGGGGCCUCGACCGCGACUCGUACCGCCGAAUCCUCAUGGGCUCCACUAUCAGGAAGCGGCGCAUGUAUGACGAGUUCUUGUCGCGCGUUUCUAUACUUGAAAGCUUAGAGAAGUGGGAGCGGCUCACAGUGGCCGACGCAUUAGAGCCAGUGUCGUUCAACGAUGGUGAGACUAUCGUGCGGCAAGGGGAGCCGGGAAACGACUUUUAUAUCAUUGUUGAAGGCAUGGCGGUAGUUCUGCAACAGCGCGGUGGGGAGGCGGGCGGGGGGGCGCGCGACACGGCUGUGGAGGUGGGACGGCUCGGGCCCUCGGACUACUUCGGCGAGAUCGCGUUACUGUUGGACCGGCCACGCGCAGCCACCGUGCGGGCAGCCGGCCCUCUCAAGUGUGUCAAGCUGGACCGCGCCAGAUUCGAGCGUGUAUUAGGCCUUUGUGCUGACAUUCUGAAGAGAAACAUCGCACAGUACAACAGUUUUGUUUCCCUUUCGGUGUAAGAGACUAUUUCUCCGUUCUUAUUAGAAGAACAUGCCUGUGCCGCCCGCAAGGGUAAGGCACAACAUUUAAACGGCAAAUGAUCGCUAAUACGGUGCCACAAAUCGCAGUGUUGUACGGAUCGCAUAAUCUUAUUUCAUCUUCGAUCAAUAAUGUACGAGAUAUCAAAAUUACAAUAUCUAACAUAAGAUUUGUUCAAAAAUGUUAUUCAACUUAUAAUAUGUAGUUUUCACUCAGAAAUAUAGUAUUAAUAAUAAAACAAAUUAUCAAAUAUAUCUUUGUUAUGGUAAAAGCCCCAAAACAAAAGUAAAUGCAAAUCAUAAUAAACAUUUAUAAAUAAAUUAACGUAUUUUUCAUAAUAAGCAUACAUUGGUUUUCUCACUUGCAAACUAACAAAAAUAGGUUCCCGCAUCGUGGAAAGAUCUUAUUUUCGCAGACUUUACUACUGACAUCAUGCAUAGUAUGUUAUUGAUCGAAGCCACAUGUCGUUAUCACAUGAAUCACGUGACACAUGUAAAUUGAUAAAUCUAAAAAUAGUGCUAUCUCUUUCGAAGGUGACAUGAUAAAAAGGAUAUCAUUGAUUUUAAACCUGCCAAUUUCGAGUUUAGCAUAUUAAAAACUAAUAUAUCUGCUGUGCCACACGUGGCUUAUUACAGUCUCAGUAUUAGAUGGUGUCGCUUUUCGUUUGAUAACUUUGUUUCUUGACGUUUGUUUAUUUUCAUUAUCAAACACGAUUGCUACGUUCGACUAUCCGACAUCUUGGAAAUUGCAAUAAAAUGUACCUAAAUAAAAUAUCUUAAAACUUAUACACAGAGAGUCGUUACAUAAAAACAUGUUUUAGAAUUCAAAGAAUUCUGCUGGGAACCUUAUUAAGAUGUGAAAAUGAAAAAUAUAUCUACUGCCAACUUGCAUUAUGAUAACAAUAUCUAAAUUAUAAUUUCGGUUGUUUAUCCCACACAAAAUUAAAAAGCAUAUUCUAAGUUACACUGUGGUAAAGUCGCUUGUUCGCAAUCUUGUGGGUGCCAUAUAGUAUUAUACAUCAGUGAUUUAAUACAUCAGAGUGCCUGGUGUGGGAUUUUCUAACUAAUAGAUCGCGUGAAAAUUAACUAAUUACGUAUUUUAUGAAAUCGUUAUAUCUAGCGCCAAUAUCACUUAAGGCACUCAGGCAUUUAAUUAAAAAAAGCCAUGAACUGCGAGAGGGAAAAAAUAUCGCAAGUUAUUUCUAACAUUAAGUAAUGACUUAUCCAAUUCGGUGUAAUUUUACACCUUAUGUGCACAAACAUUUUACUUUUAAUGGUUAUAUAUAUUUUAUACGCAAGAACCUAAGGCUCCAGCUAUUGUAAGGUCGCCUGGGCGACCAGAGGUCCUAAGGGGAUGUGAUUAAAACUGAAAGUCCAAAAAUUAUUGAGCGAAAGUCUUUAGGGCUAGUUAACACAAUUGUAUUCUCUUAAAAAUCCAUGCCAUUAUUAAAAAUUCUAAAAAAUAUUAAUUUAUAUAAUAUCAUAGCUAAGUACGCUUAUGUCGUUACAUAUAGUCAGGUACUGCAGACUUAUAAAAUUACUUAAGAUACCUAAUACAAAUAAUAUAUCAGUAAUGAGCAUAACAUAUUAACUUGUUUUUUUAAGUUUCGCUGCAACAGUUAUUAAUU
Pararge aegeria (speckled wood butterfly) is the source of this 3005-nucleotide messenger RNA. RefSeq names its product cAMP-dependent protein kinase type I regulatory subunit (gene Pka-R1). The transcript is spliced from 7 exons. The coding region runs from base 361 to 1359 and encodes 332 amino acids. Lineage: Eukaryota; Metazoa; Arthropoda; Insecta; Lepidoptera; Nymphalidae. Gene Ontology annotation, biological process: regulation of protein phosphorylation. The record is from RefSeq and is a predicted model, not a curated record. Gene Ontology annotation, molecular function: cAMP-dependent protein kinase regulator activity. Gene Ontology annotation, cellular component: cAMP-dependent protein kinase complex.